UCGGCGGUUGCUGGGGACCGCCUACGAGCUUUGCCGUAGGCGGCGCAAGAGGACGGGGCGCGGCGGGGGACACGGCGGCCGCCGCGGGGCUCGAUCGGGCAACGGCGACGACGGCGGCGGCGGCGGCGACGGUAAAGGCAUGACUUCCCGGCACCGCAGGGAAAAUAGGGUGCAAGCCCAGAAACUAUUUCCCCAUCACCACUUGUUGAAAAACUGAUUUGAAGGCAUCUCCGGGUUUGAACAAACGAAAGUGCCAGGAUUUCAAGCGUCUUUGGUUUUGCGCUAGAGACCCUUCACUACUGAGUAUCAAGACGAAAAAAACUGGAAACUGAUCGGAACCUUAUUCAGAGUCAGAAUGGAAAGAUUUGUAGUGACAGCACCACCUGCCCGAAACCGUUCUAAGACUGCUUUGUAUGUGACUCCCCUGGAUCGAGUCACUGAGUUUGGAGGUGAGCUGCACGAAGAUGGAGGAAAACUCUUCUGCACUUCUUGCAAUGUGGUUCUGAAUCAUGUUCGCAAGUCUGCCAUUAGUGACCACCUUAAGUCAAAGACUCACACCAAGAGGAAGGCAGAAUUUGAAGAGCAGAAUGUAAGAAAGAAGCAGAGGCCCCUAACUGCAUCCCUUCAGUGCAACAGUACUGCGCAAACAGAGAAAGUCAGUGUUAUCCAGGACUUUGUGAAAAUGUGCCUGGAAGCCAACAUCCCACUUGAGAAGGCUGAUCACCCAGCAGUCCGUGCUUUCCUUUCUCGCCACGUAAAGAAUGGAGGCUCCAUACCUAAGUCAGACCAGCUAAGGAGAGCAUAUCUGCCUGAUGGAUAUGAGAAUGAGAAUCAACUCCUCAACUCACAAGAUUGUUGACAAGGAGGUUAACCACCAUUGUGAUCAAGAUAAAUGUGGAGUAUUAAAGUUAUGUGUUGA
Neogale vison (American mink) is the source of this 919-nucleotide messenger RNA. It is a transcript of the gene CGGBP1, whose product is annotated as CGG triplet repeat binding protein 1. Lineage: Eukaryota; Metazoa; Chordata; Mammalia; Carnivora; Mustelidae. Gene Ontology annotation, molecular function: double-stranded DNA binding. Gene Ontology annotation, cellular component: nucleus. Gene Ontology annotation, biological process: regulation of transcription by RNA polymerase II. The transcript is spliced from 3 exons. The record is from RefSeq and is a predicted model, not a curated record.